AUGUCUCUGGAUCCUCCCACCUACCUCUCUUCGCUUCAGAACAACAUCCGCGCCCGGCCGAUUCCUUGGGAUGGAGCUGUUCGGGCUGGGACGAUCAGCGAAGAUCAAUUGAGCAAGAUUCGAGCAGUGGACAAGGUCAGGAAAGAGCAGAGGAAGCAGAUAAUCGAGGGCGAUCUGGAUGGCUACCGAGACCUCUUCUUAGGCGCUCCUGGGAAACGUAGUGUAUUAGAGUCUGCUGCGACAAGCGCACAUGUUGUGCAGUACGUCUUGGUGCUGCUGGGCGACUUACUCGAUGGAAUCCCCGCUCUCUCGAAAGCUCUUUCUGAACACCCAGAUCCCUACAAGCCCUUCCUACCACUUCUAGCACAGUCGAAUGACCCCGAGGGCCCCAUACCUCUUCUUACAUCUACAGUUCUUACAAGUAUGAUAGCUGGUGUACCAAGCCUGUCGGUGAAAGCAUCGUCGGCAAUGCCAAAACUUUUCUCGUACCUAUCGACCUUGACAAAGAAUACAGAUGGUGGUCUGCAAGACAUUGCGGUUCUGGAAUACUCUGCGCUGUUGCGGGGCAAGAAGUCAAGGGAACUAUUCUGGGACCAAAGGAGCGAGACGGUUGCACCACUAAUUGACAUCCUACGAGCCGCAGCCGGAGUUGGGUCUGGAGAUUCGGCUUCAACAUUGUGGAGUGGUACUACAAGUGUUCGAAGCGGUGUCGAGGGUACCCUGGGCGGCGGGGUUGGUCUUCAAUUACUCUACCAUGUUCUUCUAGCUCUGUGGCAGCUGAGUUUCGAGGGUGCGAAUAUUGGAGAGGGCCUCGAAGACGAGUACGACAUUAUUCCUCUGUUCACUCAACUCCUUCGACUGUCACCAAAGGAGAAGACUACGAGGCUGCUAAUAUCAUCACUUUACAAUCUGCUAUCCACAAACAAGCAAACCCUCUUACCAGCCGCUGUACUGGCCCGUCUCCCUGCAUUAUUGCAAAACAUCAACGGGAGACAUCUUACGGACACAGACCUUUUAGAAGACCUUCAAAGUCUCUCUGAAAUGCUCGAGGACUACACCAAGACCCAAACGACCUUUGACGAAUAUGCCGCGGAACUCAACUCGGGGCAUCUACGUUGGUCACCACCACAUCGAAGCCCAACCUUUUGGGCUGAAAAUGCUCGUAGAAUUCUUGAUCACGAGAAGGGUGACUUACCUAGAAAGCUAGCUGAAAUCAUGAGCAAGCCUUGGGACAAUGAUAGGCAGGUCCUUGCCAUAGCCUGUAAUGAUGUCGGCUGUCUAGUCAAGGAGGUUCCUGAGAAGCGGUAUCAAUUGGAGAAGCUGGGGUUGAAGACUAGGGUUAUGGAGUUAAUGCAGGAAAAAGAGGAGUCUAUCAGAUGGGAGAGCUUGAACGCUUUAUCGGGAUGGCUGAGGUAUAGCUUUGAGACAAAAUAA
Molecule: messenger RNA, 1434 nt
Organism: Lachnellula hyalina
Lineage: Eukaryota; Fungi; Ascomycota; Leotiomycetes; Helotiales; Lachnaceae
Gene: vma13
Product: V-type proton ATPase subunit H
Exons: 3
Coding region: 1-1434 (477 amino acids)
Biological process (GO): proton transmembrane transport
Cellular component (GO): fungal-type vacuole membrane; vacuolar proton-transporting V-type ATPase, V1 domain
Molecular function (GO): proton-transporting ATPase activity, rotational mechanism
Source: RefSeq, a predicted model, not a curated record